AUGGGGUACAUGAACGACCCUCGUGGUUUACUGUUGACGACGUGCCCCAGCAGCAUCGACCACUACGUCCAGAACCUGACCUCCUCCUACUCCAACAAGAGCAACGAGUCCUCCGUGGUGGCCACCUCCGUCUUCAUGCUCGUCCUCGCCGCCGUUUUCUUCAACCUCAACCUCUUCAGCCGCGUCUCCAACACCAGCGCCGUCCUCAACCCCACCGCCCGCGCCAUCCUCAACUCCGCCCUCAACCUCUUCCUCCCCGUCAUGUCCUACCUCUUCUCCGAGGCCAAAAACACCCCCGACGGUGGCGCCGACCUCCCCGUGCGGGCUCGCCUCAUCCUCACGUGGAUGCUUCUCGUCGAGCUCCUCCGCAAGAAGGUGGAGGCCAUCCUGGUCACGGCCGGCAUGCAGCAGGGCUACUCUAACAUCAUCACCCACGCCAACGCCGUCGCCUGGCUCGGCUACCUCGUCUUCUUCAACCUCAAGGUGGCCGGCCGGGUGGCCGUGUUCGGCACGCUCUGGCUGCUCUGCGCCGCCAAGUUCGUGCAGAGGGUGGCCUUCACCGAGAUAGGGAAGCGUUCCUUGGCCUACGGCAAGAACGCUCGCCUCCUCUCCUCCUACAUGGCUGAAAUGGUCAAGGACCCGCGGCAUGGCGGCACCGCCGCCCAGGACCAGGACCUCUCUCCGUCGCAGAGGAUGAAGACGUGCAAGUACGUCGUCAUGGGAGAAGAGAACCUUAUGCGGAAGCCCGGCCCGCAUGGCUACGAGCUCGACCUCGACAGGCUCAACACCACCUACGACGACGGCGACCACAUCGUCACCGUCGGGAAAAUAUGGGAACUCGUUGAGCAGGAGAAGAAGCCGAGGCUCAAAAGGCUCCAGAGGCUAAGCCUCUCCUUCGCGCUCUUCAAGCUGCUGCGGCCUAGGUUUGAGCUCCGGCCGGCCAUGACCAAGCAAGAAACGGACCACUGCCGGGACCUCAUCUUCCAAGGCCUGUGCAGAGUCGACGACGGCGACGUCGACCCAGGGGUGGCACUGUUCCAGGUGCUCAAGGACGAGAUCAGCUUCCUGAGUGAGUACUACCACUCUGUCCACCCGGUGGUGCUGGCGAGCCCCUACUUCUUCGUGAUCAACUACAUCACCUUCCCGGUGGUGGUGAUGGUCCUCUGCUUCAUGACCAUCGCCCUCGCGGGCAACGGCGACAUGCUCUUGGCGUUUCACAGCGUCGGGGAAGACAACUACGCCAUAUCGUCGGGCAUAUUCACGUUGACCAAGUGCCUGUGGAAGAACUUUCUCCGGAAACCCGUGGCCUUCUUCGCCAUCAUCGACAUCUCCAUCACCUACCUCCUGUUCAUCGCUUUCGUCUACGAGGAGGUGUGGGAGUACAUGGUCUUUGUCUUCUCCAACUGGUUCAUGGUGUCGCUGCUCUGCACGCACACCGCAAGGCGACGCUGGCAGGAAAGUAAGACCUACCGUGGCACUCUCCGCUGCAUCGCCUGGAUCAGUAGCAAGCUGAGCCACCCUAGCCGUGUCACCCUCAAGCAGUUCUCCGUGCUGAGGGUUAGCUGGCUCUCCAUGACUCUGCCCACCACGUCUCUACCAACGCAAGCAAAGAGGUCCAUAAUGGAACGCUUCGGGUCGGCGGCAUACGGCCGCGAUGGUUUGCCGGGAAAUACAUACUAUACUCCAUGCAGCAACGGUACUCACCAACGGUACUCACGCUUGUCAUGGUUCUGCGAGACUGAAAGUGUCGCAGAGGUCAUCAUCACCUGGCACAUUGCCACCAGCCUCUUGGAGACGACGUAUCCAGGCCCUCGCAAAGGAGGGACAUCGCCGACGGAUCACCAUAGGGCGGUGGCGACAAAACUGUCCAAGUAUUGUUCUUACCUCGUGGUCUUCCACCCGGAGCUGCUACCGGAUGACCGGGAGUGCACAGAGCGCGUGUACGAGGACAUGAAGACCGGUCUCGAGGAGGCGCUCGGGAGUUGGAACUACUACUUAGGGCCGGAGAACGCGCGGUAG
Messenger RNA from Triticum dicoccoides, 2019 nucleotides. RefSeq lists its product as uncharacterized. The transcript has 2 exons. The coding region runs from base 1 to 2019 and encodes 672 amino acids. The record is from RefSeq and is a predicted model, not a curated record. Lineage: Eukaryota; Viridiplantae; Streptophyta; Magnoliopsida; Poales; Poaceae.